AAAUAUGGAGGCUACCAUCAAACAUUAUCAGAUUAAAAAGAAUGACUCAGGACAGUGGUACGUGGCUGAAAGACACCUCUUUCAAUCAAUCCCUGACUUGAUCUGGUAUCACCAGCACAAUGCGGCAGUCAAGGGAAAGAGAAAUAUGGAGGCUACCAUCAAACAUUAUCAGAUUAAAAAGAAUGACUCAGGACAGUGGUACGUGGCUGAAAGACACCUCUUUCAAUCAAUCCCUGACUUGAUCUGGUAUCACCAGCACAAUGCGGCAGGCCUCAUGACCCGUCUCCGCUACCCAGUUGGACUGAUGGGCAGCUGUUUGCCAGCCACAGCUGGUUUUAGCUACGAAAAGUGGGAGAUAGAUCCUGCUGAGUUGGCUUUUGUAAAGGAGAUUGGAAGCGGUCAGUUUGGGGUGGUCCAUUUAGGUGAAUGGCGAGCGCACAUCCGGGUAGCUAUCAAGGCCAUCAGCGAAGGCUCCAUGUCCGAAGAGGAUUUCAUCGAAGAGGCUAAAGUGAUGAUGUGAGUAUAAGCAUACAACACCAGAUACACAGCAUACAACAUUCUGGUGUCAUGGAAAGAACAUGG
This is a messenger RNA of Leptonychotes weddellii (Weddell seal), 582 nucleotides long. The record is from RefSeq and is a predicted model, not a curated record. Lineage: Eukaryota; Metazoa; Chordata; Mammalia; Carnivora; Phocidae.